AUGUCCACCAAGAGCUUCAUCUCAGCGGAUCGUACCAACAAGGGUACUCUGCCGCUUACAAUACUCCGUUGUAUAUUCAAGUCAAAUCAAAUCAUCGCUUCCAGCAUGACUUCUAACUUAGAAGCGUUCGGCUAUAAUCCAGCACAUGGUAGCUUCGCGGCAUUGUCUUCUCAGAUAACCUCAAAUACCAAUGAUGUGAAUGAAGGGUUCCUCUUGUACUAAUUUCAAUUACAGUUGCGAUAAUAACUUCAUCAGUAGGGUAAAACUAACUCUCACGGCAGCCUAAACCCAGCUCACGU
Molecule: messenger RNA, 299 nt
Organism: Umbelopsis ramanniana AG
Lineage: Eukaryota; Fungi; Mucoromycota; Umbelopsidomycetes; Umbelopsidales; Umbelopsidaceae
Exons: 2
Coding region: 1-222 (73 amino acids)
Source: RefSeq, a predicted model, not a curated record